Molecule: messenger RNA, 1884 nt
Organism: Rosa chinensis
Lineage: Eukaryota; Viridiplantae; Streptophyta; Magnoliopsida; Rosales; Rosaceae
Product: cytochrome P450 736A117
Exons: 2
Coding region: 211-1770 (519 amino acids)
Molecular function (GO): monooxygenase activity; heme binding; oxidoreductase activity, acting on paired donors, with incorporation or reduction of molecular oxygen
Source: RefSeq, a predicted model, not a curated record
UGAUAACUCAUACUCAGAUAGGACCAUUAACUUUCCAUAGCCUCGCAUCAAAAAGACACAAAAAAAAAAAAAAAAAACUAUUUGGCUCUAAAUUGGGACGCGCGUCUGCACUACUGAGUAUAAUCACAUUCAGAUACACGUCUAUAACUAGGAUACUUCACAGUCAUAGCAGACUCACAGAUUUGUAACCUGGAUAGAAAGAAGGAGAUAAUGAAUCUGCUCGAAAUAUUGCUGGAUCUAAAUGAAACCUUCUCCCUAGCGCUUGUUGCCAUUUUCCUCAUUCUCGUAUACAGAUGGUCUUUCACUACUCUUUCAAAGAACUCACCACCUUCUCCACCAAAGCUCCCUAUCAUUGGUAACCUUCACCAACUAGGCUUACAACCCCAUCGCUCACUUGAAGCCCUGUCUCAACGCUGUGGCCCUCUCAUGCUCCUCCAUUUCGGAAGCGUCCCCGUUCUUGUUGUCUCGUCUUCCGAGGCUGCAAGUGAGAUUAUGAGAACCCAUGACCUCAAUUUCUCCAACAGACCCAAGUCGGUCAUCCUUGAGAAGCUUCUCUGCAACUAUAAAGAUGUGGCAUCGGCACCUUAUGGCGAGUAUUGGAGGCAGGUGAAGAGUAUAUGCGUUCUCAAUCUUCUGAGCAACAAGAGGGUUCGGUCUUUUCGCGCUGUGAGAGAAGAUGAAACCAAGUCCAUGAUCGACGAAAUAACGAAACAUUCGUCGUUUUCAAGAGUCGUGAAUUUAAGCGAAAUGUUUGCGACACUUACUAAUGGUGUCAUUUGCAGAGUGGCUCUGGGGAGGAAGUACAGUAGCGCUGAUUGCGUUGAAGGCGGUCAGACCUUUAAGGAGCUUCUGCUGGAAUUUGGAAAUUUACUGGGCACCUUCAGUAUCGGGGACUUUAUUCCAUGGCUUGCUUGGUUGAACCGUGUGAAUGGUUUGAAUGCUAAGUUAGACAGAGUGGCUAAACAGUUUGAUGACUUUUUGGAUAAAGUGAUUCAAGAUCAUAAAGAUGAUCGUUCAAGGAGUGGAAACGAUGGCCAAUCUCAGAUUGACAACGACAACCAAAACGAUUUUGUGGACGUUUUGCUCGAGAUUCAAAAGGCGAACUCGCUUGGUUUUCCUCUUGACAUAAUUAGCAUCAAGGCUCUCAUCUUGGAUAUGUUUGCUGCUGGAACUGAUACCACAUAUACAGUUCUAGAGUGGGCAAUGACGGAGCUUUUAAGGCAUCCAAGUAUCAUGAGCAAACUGCAAAAUGAGGUACGAGAAAUAGUCGGAAACAAAUCACACAUAACUGAGAAUGAUUUGGUUGAUAUGCGCUACUUGAAGGCAGUGAUCAAGGAGACUCUUCGUUUACACCCUCCAAUUCCAUUAUUAGUACCCAGAAAAUCCACCCAAGAUGUGAAAAUAAAUGGUUAUGACAUCAAAGCCAACACACAAGUUAUAGUCAAUGCAUGGCAAAUUGGAAGAGAUUCCAAGUCAUAUCACAAUCCGGAGGAGUAUGAUCCAGAAAGGUUCUUAAAUACUCAUAGUGGAAUAGAUUAUAAGGGAAAUGACUUUCAAUUAAUUCCAUUUGGAGCUGGGAGGAGAAUAUGUCCAGGAAUUCAAUUUGCCAUGGCGAUUAAUGAGAUUGCUUUGGCAAAUUUGGUGUAUAAUUUUAACUGGACACUACCCGGUGGAGCAAAAUGUGAAGAUUUAGAAAUGAGUGAAUCGACCGGGGUAACCAUACAUAGAAAAUAUCCUCUUAAAGUUGUUGCUAUUCCAUAUUCUUAUUGAACUAUAUAACUAUAUGUACAUGUAGCUUAUAUAGAGAAGAAUAUUGUGGUUGCUCUGUCUAGUCGCAAAGAACAUUAUUGUCAAUAAUAUCAGGAUUAUAUUUGAUAUUGUGGA